Ricinus communis (castor bean) is the source of this 6972-nucleotide messenger RNA. RefSeq names its product endoribonuclease Dicer homolog 1. The transcript has 20 exons. Gene Ontology annotation, molecular function: DNA binding; protein binding; ATP binding. The record is from RefSeq and is a predicted model, not a curated record. Gene Ontology annotation, cellular component: cytoplasm; nucleus. The coding region runs from base 781 to 6771 and encodes 1996 amino acids. Lineage: Eukaryota; Viridiplantae; Streptophyta; Magnoliopsida; Malpighiales; Euphorbiaceae. Gene Ontology annotation, biological process: siRNA processing.
CUACUUGGAACCAGAGACAGGCAUCAUCAGCAUUUCCUGUGUUCUAAGUUCUAACAUCUAACAGUAAAAACUCGUGCGUCGCGCAACGGUUACACAACUGGUUGCAUUAACCUUAAAUUUAUGUCUUUGUAUCAAACCCUAAAGUAAUAAAAGUAAGAAGAUCAAAAUAAAAGAAAAGAAAAAGGAAAUUAAUUUUAAAAAACAAGUCGCUAUCUAAGCUUGAACAAAAACAGUGCAAGCUGCAGGCAAGGUUCUUCUUUUCUCUCUCUCUUUGAGCGAAAAAAAUAAUAUAUAUAUAAAAAAGAAAGAAAAACUAGAAAGAGUAUAAAGAGGCGAAAGGGAGAGGGAGCACGGUUGAAGGAGAAAAGUAGAGAGGGAAAGGAAAGUUAUCAAAGCAGAAUAAGGGUUGAUAGACCGUGGAAUCUUAAAGAAUCACACACAAAGUUUUGGGUUUUUCUUUUUUUCUCUUUUUUCUGGGUUCUCAUUCUCUCCUUUUUGCUAUAAACCCUUAACAUAUUGCGUGUUUCGUACGGUCUAUCCACCCUAAUCUGCAAAUUUACAAUCUUUACUACUCUCUCUCUCUUUCUCUUAUCACACAUUCACAGCUGAUUUUGUAUCGAGAUCCUUAAAAGUUCUUCUGCAGUUCUCUAUUUUCCUUUUUUAUUUUUUUUAAAGAAGAAAUUUUGAUUUAUACUCUUGUUUCUUUUCUCUGUUAUCUUUUGGCUCUUGAUAUAUAUUUUUUUUUUGUUUUGAAUGUUGUGUACUGUGUGUUUUUAAGAUAUGACAGAGGGUGAGAGUAGGGUUUCAGGGACUGUGGGUGGCGGUGGCGACACAUCUUACUGGCUGGAUGCCUGUGAGGACAUCUCAUGUGAUCUUAUUGACAAUCUUGUUGAUUUUGAUACUUCAAUUGUUCAAGAUUCAGUAGUUGUUGAUGAUACUUCAAAUCAGGAUCAUCUUGUUAACGAUUUCUUUGGAGGUAUUGAUCACAUUCUUGAUAGUAUUAAGAAUGGUAGUGGCUUGCCUCCCCUUUCUGACACCAUUAAUAAUUAUAGUAACAGCAAUAGUCUUACAACGGCAGUUGCUGUUGUUGGGAAUAAUGGAGGAAUUCAGGAUUGUAAUGUUGGGGAAGGGUGGUUUACUAAUGAGGCAGCUGAUGUUUGCACUAAUGGAGUUCAAAGCUCCUCAUUGCAUUUAAAUGGUAGUGAUAAGAACAUUGAAAGCAAAGGGCAGUUGGAGAUUUUUGAUAAUGGAUUGAGUUUAUUGGUUGGGGAGGGAGAAGAGAGAUUGAAUUUAUUGGAUAAUUCUGUUAGGGAAAAUGGAAGUAGAGGCGAGGGGCAAAGGGAGCGAGAUAUUGAUAGUGAUGUACGGUCCUGUAAAAGGGCCAGGAUUACCAGUUAUAAAAAUGAGAGGCAGUACUCUAGUAGAGGGCAGUAUGAUGCUAGGGAUAGGGACAGGAGCUCUAACAGGAAGAGACUCCGAGACUGGGAUGACAUUGAUAGGAGGGACAGGGAUUAUCUUCGGAGAAGAGAUCGAUAUGGUGGUGGUGGUGGUAGGAGGGAUGGUAAGGAUAGGGAUUUGAGAGAUAGGGAACCGAGGGGUUACUGGGAGAGGGACCGUUCUGGGUCCAGUGAGAUGGUUUUUCGUGUAGGAACUUGGGAAGCUGACCGUAACAAAGGAAAGGAAGUUAACGGCAAAGAUCAGGAGUCUAAUGGGAAGGCAGAGAAGAAAGUCGAGGAGACUAAGGAGAAAAUUCCUGAGGAGCAAGCCCGACAAUAUCAAUUAGAUGUUCUUGAACAGGCUAAGAGGAAAAAUACAAUAGCUUUUCUAGAAACUGGUGCAGGGAAGACCCUCAUUGCUGUACUUCUCAUGAAAAGUCUUAGUAAUGACUUGCAAAGGCAGAAUAAGAAAAUGCUUGCUGUAUUCUUGGUUCCUAAGGUUCCACUUGUCUAUCAGCAAGCAGAAGUCAUCCGCGAGCGUACUGGUUACCAAGUGGGCCAUUAUUGUGGUGAAAUGGGUCAAGAUUUCUGGGAUGCUAGGCGGUGGCAGCGGGAGUUUGAUUCGAAACAGGUUUUAGUAAUGACAGCCCAAAUUCUUUUAAACAUUCUGAGGCACAGCAUAAUCAAAAUGGAGGCAAUUAAUCUCCUUAUUUUGGACGAAUGUCAUCAUGCUGUGAAGAAACAUCCUUAUUCGCUAGUGAUGUCUGAGUUCUAUCAUACAACACUAAAGGAGAAGCGACCAUCUGUUUUUGGAAUGACUGCUUCUCCUGUUAACCUAAAGGGUGUUUCAAGUCAGGUGGAUUGUGCAAUAAAAAUUCGUAAUCUUGAGAGUAAAUUAGAUUCGAUAGUUUGUACAAUAAAGGACCGCAAGGAACUGGAAAAACAUGUGCCAAUGCCUUCGGAAAUUGUGGUGGAGUAUGACAAAGCAGCCACCUUAUGGUCCCUUCAUGAAAAGAUAAAGCAAAUGGAAGUUGCUGUUGAAGAAGCUGCGCAAUCAAGUUCAAGGAGGAGUAAAUGGCAGUUUAUGGGAGCCAGAGAUGCUGGGGCUAAGGAAGAGUUGCGUCAAGUUUAUGGUGUCUCUGAAAGAACAGAAAGUGAUGGGGCUGCUAACUUGAUUCAAAAGUUGAGGGCUAUCAAUUAUGCACUUGGUGAACUGGGUCAGUGGUGUGCUUACAAGGUUGCACAAUCAUUUUUGAUGGCAUUACAAAGUGAUGAGAGGGCAAACUACCAGCUUGAUGUCAAGUUUCAAGAAUCCUACCUGGAAAAGGUUGUUUCACUCUUGCAAUGCCAACUGACAGAAGGAGCUGUGACAGAUAAGGAUACAAAAUCUCCUGAGAAUGAGAAUGGGGUUGCUCAAGCUGGGAGUGAUCCUGAUGAUAUUGAAGAAGGAGAGCUCCCUGACAGCCAUGUUGUCUCUGGUGGGGAGCAUGUGGAUGUGAUAAUAGGAGCUGCUGUAGCUGAUGGAAAAGUGACCCCAAAAGUGCAGUCAUUAGUAAAAAUACUUCUUAAGUAUCAGCACACAGAGGAUUUUCGUGCAAUCAUCUUUGUUGAGCGAGUAGUAGCUGCUUUAGUUCUUCCAAAGGUUUUUGCAGAGCUACCAUCUCUAAGUUUUGUUAGGUGUGCAAGCUUGAUUGGACACAACAAUAGUCAGGAAAUGCGGACUUCCCAAAUGCAAGACACAAUUGCCAAAUUUCGAGAUGGUCGUGUGACGUUGUUGGUUGCUACCAGUGUUGCUGAGGAAGGACUAGAUAUUAGGCAAUGCAAUGUUGUUAUUCGCUUUGAUCUUGCAAAAACCGUUCUCGCAUACAUUCAGUCGAGGGGUCGUGCAAGAAAGCCAGGUUCAGAUUAUAUCUUGAUGGUUGAGAGGGGAAAUCUGUCUCAUGGAGCAUUCUUAAGGAACGCUAGGAAUAGUGAGGAGACCUUGCGGAGAGAAGCAAUUGAGAGAACUGACCUCAGUCACCUUAAGGAUACUUCAAGGUUAAUUUCUGUGGAUUCAGUGCCAGGAACUGUAUACCAGGUGGAGUCAACUGGUGCUAUUGUGAGCUUGAACUCUGCUGUGGGGCUUAUCCAUUUCUAUUGCUCUCAGUUACCCAGUGACAGGUAUUCAAUACUUCGUCCUGAGUUCAUAAUGGAAAGGCACGAGAAGCCAGGGGGUCCAACAGAAUAUUCAUGCAAACUACAACUUCCUUCUAACGUGCCAUUUGAGAAGCUCGAGGGUCCUCUGUGCAGUUCAAUGCGCCUUGCGCAACAGGCUGUUUGUUUGGCUGCUUGCAAAAAGCUCCAUGAGAUGGGAGCAUUUACUGACAUGCUCUUGCCAGACAAAGGAAGUGGGGAAGAAAGAGAACAGGUUGACCAGAAUGAUGAAGGUGAACCACUUCCUGGGACUGCUAGGCAUAGAGAGUUCUAUCCUGAAGGUGUAGCCAAUAUACUCCAGGGAGAAUGGAUCUUAUGUGGAAGAGAUGGUUGGAACAACUCCAACAAAUUGCUUCAUCUUUAUAUGUAUGCUGUUAAAUGUGUAAACAGUGGUGCUUCAAAAGAUCCAUUCUUAACUCAAGUUUCAGAAUUUGCAGUGCUUUUUGGCAACGAGCUGGAUGCAGAGGUGUUAUCGAUGUCGAUGGAUCUGUUUAUCGCUCGAACCAUUAUAACAAAGGCAUCUCUUGUCUUUAGGGGUCCAAUUGAUAUUACUGAAAAUCAGCUGGCAUCCCUAAAAAGUUUUCAUGUGAGAUUGAUGAGCAUUGUACUGGAUGUGGAUGUUGAACCUUCCACCACUCCUUGGGAUCCUGCAAAAGCGUAUUUGUUUGUCCCUAUGGUUGGCGAUAAGUUUGUAAAUCCUAUAAAAGAAAUUGACUGGGAUCUAGUUGAAAAUGUAAUUAGAACAGAUGUGUGGAGCAAUCCCCUUCAAAGGGCUCGGCCAGAUGUUUACCUUGGUACAAAUGAGAGGACACUUGGUGGAGAUAGAAGGGAGUAUGGAUUUGGGAAGUUGCGUCAUGGUAUGGCUUUUGGACAGAAAUCCCAUCCCACCUAUGGUAUCAGAGGAGCUGUAGCACAAUUUGAUGUUGUGAAAGCUUCUGGAUUGGUUCCUAAUCGGGCUGGAGUUGAAAUACAAAAAGUGGAGUUACCCAAAGGCAAACUGAUGAUGGCUGACAGUUAUGUUGGUGCAGAAGAAUUAGUGGGGAGGAUUGUAACAGCUGCACACUCAGGAAAAAGAUUCUAUGUGGAUUCCAUACGCUAUGACAUGACAGCUGAGAACUCAUUCCCACGGAAAGAGGGUUAUCUUGGUCCUUUAGAGUAUAGCUCAUAUGCUGAUUAUUACAAGCAAAAGUAUGGAGUUGAACUGAUGUUUAAGCAACAACCUUUAAUAAGAGGACGUGGUGUCUCAUACUGCAAAAAUCUUCUAUCCCCUCGGUUUGAACACUCGGACUCAAAUGAAGGUGAAUCUGAAGAGAUUCUUGACAAAACAUACUAUGUGUUUCUUCCUCCUGAGCUAUGCUUAGUUCACCCCCUUCCUGGAUCACUUGUUCGAGGUGCCCAGAGAUUGCCAUCAAUAAUGAGGAGGGUAGAAAGCAUGCUGCUUGCAAUUCAACUCAAGGAUAUAAUACAUUAUUCAGUCCCUGCUUUGAAGAUCUUGGAAGCCUUGACUGCAGCUUCAUGCCAAGAGACAUUCUGCUACGAGAGAGCAGAACUUCUAGGAGAUGCUUACCUAAAGUGGGUUGUUAGUCGAUUUCUCUUUCUUAAAUAUCCCCAAAAACAUGAGGGUCAACUCACUAGGAUGAGGCAACAAAUGGUGAGUAACAUGGUUUUAUAUCAAUAUGCAUUAAUUAAAGGACUUCAGUCAUACAUCCAGGCAGAUCGUUUUGCUCCAUCUAGAUGGGCUGCUCCUGGGGUGUUACCUGUUUUCGACGAGGAUACAAAGGAUGGAGAUUCCUCCUUAUUUGAUCAGGAAAAAUCACUUAUAGAGAAUAAACCAAAAGUGGAUCAUGCUGAUGAUGGAUAUGAAGAUGAUGAAAUUGAGGAUGGUGAGCUUGAGAGUGACUCAAGUUCUUAUAGAGUACUCUCAAGCAAGACAUUAGCAGAUGUUGUUGAAGCAUUGAUUGGAAUUUAUUAUGUUGAAGGUGGUAAGACUGCAGCAAACCACCUCAUGCGCUGGAUUGGGAUAAAGGUAGAGUUUGAUCAUGAAGAGAUAGAUUCUGCAAUAAGGCCAUCCAAUGUUCCAGAAAGUAUACUCAGAAGUAUUGAUUUUGAUGCCCUAGAAGGUGCUUUGAACAUUAAGUUUCAAGAUCGAGGCCUCUUGGUGGAAGCCAUCACUCAUGCAUCACGACCAUCUUCUGGUGUAUCCUGUUAUCAACGAUUAGAAUUUGUUGGUGAUGCAGUCUUAGAUCAUCUCAUUACAAGGCACUUAUUUUUCACAUACACAAACCUUCCCCCAGGUCGCCUGACUGAUUUACGAGCUGCUGCUGUAAACAAUGAAAAUUUUGCACGUGUUGCAGUUAACCAUAAGCUCCAUGUGCAUCUUCGGCAUGGAUCAAGUGCCCUUGAAAAGCAGCCACUUGUAUAUCAGAUUCGGGAUUUUGUAAGAGAAGUUCAAGAUGAAUUAUCAAAGCCAGGCUUCAACUCCUUUGGUUUAGGGGAUUGCAAAGCUCCAAAGGUUCUUGGUGACAUUGUGGAAUCUAUUGCAGGUGCCAUUUUCCUGGACAGUGGACGAGAUACUGCAGUCGUUUGGAAGGUUUUUCAACCUUUAUUGCAUCCAAUGGUCACUCCAGAAACCCUUCCAAUGCAUCCUGUCAGGGAGCUGCAAGAGCGGUGCCAGCAACAGGCUGAAGGCUUGGAAUACAAAGCCACACGAAGUGGCAAUCUGGCUACCGUUGAAGUUUUUAUAGAUGGUGUCCAGGUAGGAGUUGCUCAGAAUCCACAAAAGAAGAUGGCACAGAAACUUGCUGCUAGGAAUGCUCUUGUUAUUUUGAAAGACAAGGAAACAGCUGAAGCUAAGGAAAAGGGCAAUGACAACGGGAAAAAGAAGAAAAAUGGCAACCAAACAUUUACCAGGCAAACCUUAAACGAUAUCUGCUUGCGCAGGAAUUGGCCUAUGCCCUUUUAUCGGUGUGUGAAUGAGGGCGGCCCUGCACAUGCAAAGAGGUUUACAUUUGCAGUUCGUGUGAAUACUACUGACAGGGGAUGGACUGAUGAAUGCGUUGGAGAGCCGAUGCCAAGCGUCAAAAAGGCCAAGGACUCUGCUGCAGUUCUCCUCUUGGAGCUUUUGAAUAAACGGUACUCAUGAAAAAACAAAUAAUUGGCGUUAGCUAUUUGUACGCAAUUAAAUGCCUAUUUCAUUCAUUGAUCUGAUCCACUGCUACAAUUCUGUUGUUCGUGUAACAUCAUGAGUCUAUCAUAACUAUAAUCUCUUACAUCAGAUACAGCCAAGUACAGAUUCAAAGAAUUGCUCCAUCAUGCGAGAAUACAAUUCACUUUAUAUUGUCAA